GUGGUUUUCUAUUUAUAAAUAAACCCUAAUCCGCAUUCCACUGCUCUCACCAUCGAGUUGAUUGCCGACGAAGCAAUCGCGGAAGGGGAGUUCAUCACCGACGCCGUAGACGGCUUCAUCGCCCUUUCUCUAUUUCGUUGAAGCACUGAAGGAUUGAUCAUCAUGCCUAAGAUCAAGACGAGCAGGGUCAAUUUUCCUGAGGGAUGGGAGCUCAUCGAGCCUACACUUCGAGAGCUGGAGGCAAAGAUGAGAGAAGCUGAAAAUGAUCCACAUGAUGGGAAGAGAAAGUGCGAAGCGCUGUGGCCGAUAUUUCAAAUUUCACAUCAGAAGAGCCGAUACAUAUAUGAUUUAUACUAUCGGAGGAAGGAAAUCUCGAAGGAGCUGUAUGAAUUCUGUUUGGAUCAGGGAUAUGCUGACAAGAACUUGAUUGCAAAGUGGAAAGAGGUCGGGACUUAUAUUUGCAUGUGGAGCUGGUGAUGAGAUUGAUGAUGAUGAUGAUCAGGAAGACUGAUUUGUUUUUUUACCUU
Asparagus officinalis (garden asparagus) is the source of this 527-nucleotide messenger RNA. RefSeq names its product protein BUD31 homolog 2-like. Bases 163 to 477 code for a protein of 104 amino acids. Gene Ontology annotation, biological process: mRNA splicing, via spliceosome. Lineage: Eukaryota; Viridiplantae; Streptophyta; Magnoliopsida; Asparagales; Asparagaceae. The transcript is spliced from 5 exons. Gene Ontology annotation, cellular component: spliceosomal complex; nucleus. The record is from RefSeq and is a predicted model, not a curated record.